Cornus florida is the source of this 805-nucleotide messenger RNA. Its product is annotated as small ribosomal subunit protein uS13z/uS13y/uS13x-like. The record is from RefSeq and is a predicted model, not a curated record. The coding region runs from base 143 to 601 and encodes 152 amino acids. Gene Ontology annotation, cellular component: cytosol; small ribosomal subunit; ribosome. Gene Ontology annotation, biological process: translation. The transcript has 4 exons. Gene Ontology annotation, molecular function: structural constituent of ribosome; RNA binding. NCBI's taxonomy places the organism in Eukaryota, Viridiplantae, Streptophyta, Magnoliopsida, Cornales, Cornaceae.
UUCAAGGCUUGGGCUGAAAUAGAUACCCAGAGGAUACGCCCAUAAAUAUAGCUUAUACAUCACCCUAAGAUUAGGGUUUAGUUUUCUCUCUUCUGCCGCAGUUAGAAGCCAUCUCUCACUGAGAACGAGCUUCAUCGAAGACAUGUCGCUGGUGGCCGGUGAAGAGUUUCAGCACAUUCUUCGUGUGCAGAACACGAAUGUCGAUGGCAAACAGAAGAUUAUGUUUGCACUCACCUCCAUCAAAGGUAUCGGCCGUCGUUUCGCCAACAUCGUCUGCAAGAAAGCCGAUAUCGACAUGAACAAAAGGGCUGGUGAACUUUCAGCAGCAGAAAUCGAUGGCCUGAUGACCAUUGUUGCAAAUCCUCGCCAGUUUAAAAUCCCUGAUUGGUUUCUGAACAGGAAGAAGGAUUAUAAGGAUGGAAAGUAUUCUCAGGUCACAUCCAAUGCCCUGGACAUGAAGCUGAGGGAUGAUCUUGAGCGGUUGAAAAAGAUCAGGAACCACCGUGGUCUACGUCACUACUGGGGUCUUCGAGUUCGUGGGCAGCACACCAAGACUACUGGCCGCAGGGGAAAGACUGUUGGUGUUUCUAAGAAGCGAUAAUCUGGUUUCCCAUUUAUGUUGUUCUUGCUACUAGUUUCAUUGUGCUUCAAACUUUUAUCAAAUUUUAGUAUGUCUUGAUAAUUUGGCCCGUUGCUUUAUUGUAUCUCUUUACCGAUUUUGGUUUUUCUAUGCAACUCAUCAAUAUUUUCUGUUUUGACAAUAUUACGACUUCUGGGCAAUUUAUUAGUGUUCUAUUUUCUAUAA